Messenger RNA from Aureobasidium subglaciale EXF-2481, 1444 nucleotides. RefSeq lists its product as uncharacterized. The record is from RefSeq and is a predicted model, not a curated record. The transcript has 2 exons. Gene Ontology annotation, molecular function: oxidoreductase activity. Bases 233 to 1267 code for a protein of 344 amino acids. Lineage: Eukaryota; Fungi; Ascomycota; Dothideomycetes; Dothideales; Saccotheciaceae.
CCGCGAUGAUGGACGUGAUGUAGCUGACGAAGCAGAUCCAGAAACAUGGCUCAUGAGUGAUGACGAAGGGUUGCAAGAAUGCUUGAUAAGCGUAGCUGCGUGUGACAUUGCGCAAGAUCGCAAGUCGCUCGCUGCGAUAUGAGCUAGGUAGUGACUUCCCUCUCUCGACAUCCCUCCCAUCGCGACCAGUUCAUCCUCCCAACAUCACCCAAUCCCACACCUGAUCCUAACAAUGUCACUCCCCACCACCGCACGCGUCUACCGCCGCAAUGAAGCCAGCAACGACAUUGAACAAAGCACCGAAGAGCUUCCCAAGUCACUCAAGCCGACAGAAGUCCUCGUCCAAAUCCACGCCGUGUCCCUCAACUUCCGCGAUGUCGCUAUGCUCAACAAUCGCUACCCUGCCCCCCACUCUCCCCACGGGAUCCCCUGUUCAGACGCCGGCGCCAGCGUGAUUGCCAUUGGAAGCUCCGUUACAGAUUUCGCAGUCGGCGACCACGUUUCUCCCACUUUCCGCUGGACAACUCCUGACGGCGUCAUGAGAGCUCUGGGAGGUGACUUUGAAGGCGUUUUGAGAGAUUACGCCGUCUAUGAAGCUGAUGCGCUUGUCAAGAACCCGGACUAUCUGUCUCAUGAGGAGGCGAGCUGUAUUCCUUGUGCAGGCGUCACGGCAUGGACUUCUCUGGCUCUGGAUGACUGGAAGAAAGCCGCCAACAUCAAAACAGCUUUGAUGGAAGGCACGGGCGGUGUUUCGCUCUUUGCUCUUCUCAUCUGUCUCGGUGCUGGCAUCACUCCAAUCAUCACCUCUUCCUCUGAUACCAAGUUGGCUGGCCUUCAGAAGCUCGCCGGCGACAAGAAGAUCCACACCAUUAACUACCGUAACAUCCCCAACUGGGCCGAAGAAGCGCUCAAGUUGACAGAUGGCAAAGGCCUAGAUGUCAUUGUCAACAACGUAGGCGCCAGCUCUAUCGAGCAGAACUUUGCUGCGUUGAAGAGAUUUGGCACAAUCAGUCUUGUCGGUUUCCUCGGUGGUACGCCUGAGAAGAUGCCUGAUAUCACAACGGCCAUCUUGCACAAAUCCGCACAUGUGCAAGGUAUAGCAGUAGGCACGAAGCAAGACCACCAAGACCUCUGCAAUUUCCUCGGCGAGAAAAAAGUGCACUUGGGCGCUACCAUCGACAAAGUCUUCUCCUUUGACGACUCUCCCGAUGCAUUCAAAUACCUGUACUCUGGCGCUCAUGUAGGAAAAGUAGUCAUCAAAAUCUAAAAGACAAAAAAAGACUGGAUAUAGGGUCAGAGACGGAAAAGAAGGGAAGGAUAGACAGGGCAAGAAAGUAUCUCCCAUCAAAAAGAAAGAUGUUCACAGCAAGUAUGAAACAAUGCGUCUCAUACAAGAAAAGUUUCUCGUCUAAACUCUUAUAUAACACCACCAAGUCCUCCUGCU